This is a messenger RNA of Lathyrus oleraceus (garden pea), 1269 nucleotides long. RefSeq lists its product as uncharacterized. Bases 366 to 968 code for a protein of 200 amino acids. Gene Ontology annotation, molecular function: RNA binding. The record is from RefSeq and is a predicted model, not a curated record. The transcript has 5 exons. Lineage: Eukaryota; Viridiplantae; Streptophyta; Magnoliopsida; Fabales; Fabaceae.
AUUCUUAACUUUAAAAUUUUCUAAACUACUCCUAAUAAAAAAAACUUUAAUAAUACAUUUCGUGUAAAAAGUUUGAAACCCUAAAAUAACGGAACUCAGUCUCAAGUCCAUAAAAUCAAGAAAAGAACCUCGCCGGAAACGCAGGCGAAGUUGUUCACCGCCGCCAGAAACAUCGAAAAGUUCAGGUUUUCUUUCUUCUUCGUAUUUUCUUUCUCCUCACUAGGCGCGGCAGCGCGGGCUAAGAAGCAAUUCCGGCGCGACUUCGCGGCGCACACACCAGUGAAUUGCGUUGCAGCAGAGCAAAUUUCACCUCGCAACAGGUUCAUCAUAUUUUGGUAGGAUUCACAUUAGAUCUAUAUACAGCUAUGUCUGGCAAUACAGGUUGUACCGUUUACAUAGGCAAUCUGGAUGAGAGGGUUACAGACAGGGUCUUGUAUGAUAUAUUAAUUCAAGCUGGACGAGUGGUGGACUUGCACAUUCCUAAAGAUAAGGAAACUGAUAAACCUAAAGGCUUUGCCUUUGCAGAGUUUGAAACUGAGGAGAUUGCAGACUAUGCUGUCAAACUUUUCUCAGGCCUUGUAACACUGUACAAACGGACACUGAAGUUUGCGUCUGCUAAUAAGGACAAAAGCAUCCCUAAUAGUUCUCCAGCUACGACACCCACUUCAAAUUCUUCUCAACGACCCAGGCCUUACCCUGUGCAAAUAACUAGUUCAGAAAAUUUUCAGCAUUCCCCUAAGCAAGCAAUACCUAGCCGAUUCUCAGAUCAUGCGAUAAAUUAUUCUCAAGCUCCACCUCCUCACCGCGUAACUGAUCAAUCUAGUGGGUAUGGAUCUCACUACAGUGGCAACCAGUAUGAUUACAGUCGGAGAGCUUUUGGGGAGGCAUUGGAUAGCGCUAACGGUUGCAGCGGUUCUAGGUCACGCCGCGCUGAUGGAAUUAGCUCGGUCUCUUAUUCACCUCACUAAUAUUUUCAAUAGAUCUGAGAGAUUAAACUUCCAUUAAAUUCGUUGGAAGUGAAAGUAGAAUGUGAAUGGUAGAUAGUCAAUAUCUACCAAUGCUUUAAGCAAAGCAUUGUUGUUGUAGGUGUACCAAAGUUCUUAGUUAUCCAUGUGGGAUGGUGCGUAUGAACAAACUGAUUAUCAUUUCCUUACUAUUAAGGAAUAGCUCCCAUGGGCCUCUGUAUGUUAAACUGCAUAGUUAGUUACCAAAGGAUUUUGAUUGACUGUUUAUGACAUCCAAGUAAAAUUUGUUUCAAGGUUAAUCAUA